AUGUCAGUCUACCUCUAUUUUGAGUGUAAGAGCUUUUUAGAGGAUGCAAUUGACCAAAAAGGGGACUUUGCAAGCUUAGAUGAUGAUAUCUCAAAGGCUGUGCAGGUUGGGCUAAGAAAGUACGAAAAGUAUUACGCAUAUAUGGAUCAUGGGUCAAAUAUUCAUUACAUUGCAAUGAUGCUUGAUCCACAACUCAAAUUUGAGAUGCUGAAAGAGGAAUUUGAAGACGAAGAUGCGACAAAUGUUGUCAAGGAGCAAAUACGGACCUACCUUCAUGAUCGUUAUUCAACUCCUCCUCUGAGCGAUGAGCUGGUACUCCCACCAUUACUCAAUCUGAAGACAAUGACAUCUCAACCCGAGCUAGAUCCAUAUAAGCGUAUGCUUGAGUGCUUUGGCAAAAAGAAGACCAUAGUGAAGGUGUCUGAUAUUGAUAUAUAUCUUGAUUCACCACCAGUGGCUGUUAGUGAUGCAAAGUCAACUGAUUGGCUCCUAAAGUGGUGGGAUUCUCAUAAGGGAGAAUAUCUGCUAAUGGCACAUGUUGCACGCGAUUUCCUUGCAAUUCCCAUUACAGAGGCCUCCGGCAAGGGUAGUCCAGCCAGUUAUCCUAUUUGCUAUAUUUGCUCUAUCUGCAAGGUUUCUUUUAUCGUCUACUCCGUCGAGUGUCUGGAAAACCGCACUCGUGCCAAGGGCUCCGGACUGAACUUUCUGUUCCUCAACGUUGCAAUGGUCGUCAACACUUAUGGAAUCAGCGUUGGGAUUGCAGCGAUUGGCUGGAAGCUGUACUUGGUGUGUAUCGGCAGGAUCUGCGUCGAGAUGGUGGUGAUUUAUUUCUUCUUUGUGGAGACGGCUGGAAAAACGUUGGAGGACUAAGAAGACUACGGUGCUGAUUGAUGACUGGGGUAAUGUCGUGGAUAUCCAAGAUCCAGUG
Molecule: messenger RNA, 928 nt
Organism: Pseudogymnoascus destructans
Lineage: Eukaryota; Fungi; Ascomycota; Leotiomycetes; Thelebolales; Thelebolaceae
Exons: 2
Coding region: 1-870 (289 amino acids)
Biological process (GO): transmembrane transport
Cellular component (GO): membrane
Molecular function (GO): protein dimerization activity; transmembrane transporter activity
Source: RefSeq, a predicted model, not a curated record